UGUGCAGAGUUUAGAAGUAGAAGGUGGCGUGCUCAUAGGGAUUCAAAAGCCAUUCAAUUAGCAACAUGUGUGUUAAUCAAUGUGAAGCUCAUUUCAGGGGACAGUGGAUAGUAUGCCCCCAAGCACUUUCCUGCAGGACCUGCCUGGUUCCUAAGGAGAAGGGACAUGGCCCGGGGCAGUGUGAGCUCAGCUCCUCAGGUAUGUGAGCUGUAACCCCUGUGGGCUUGGGCUCCUGUACAAAUAGCAGACCCUGCCCUGCACCACCCCUGAGACAGCUGCAACCUGCACCUCGCCUGGCUUCGGGGAUUGCGCUGGAUCUGCAGACGCAGGACUGGUGCCCGCCCAGCUGAGCCAUGUGGACCCGCACUCUCACCCUGCUCUCCGUCCUCCUGCUGGCUGCUCAGGGACUCCUGACAGAGGCCCAAAGUGGAGAACAGGAUGACGUGAAUUUGGAGGCGGAGCAGGAUGGGUGGGUUCCUCUGGAGAAGCCUGUGAUAGUGUCCACAAGCCCGCCAACCCAGGUCAUUGUCACUGGCAGCUUUGUCAGCAGAGACCAGGCCAAAUGCAAUGUGACCGUGACCAGGCAGGAGGAAGGAGUCCAUCUGCAGGCCCAUUGUGUUCGACUGCACCACGAGUUCUCCUGUGUCUUUGCAGGCAACCCCACAGCGUGCCUGCACUGCCUGAACAACGACAAGGUCUACUGGAGACAAAUUGGCUGGCGCCUGCGCCAUUUGAACCGCAUCUGUGAGGACUCCAAGGCCAUCUUGAAUACCAGGGUGUGUGGUACCAAGUAUCCAGAGUCCAGUCUCACGCUGCUGAGCUCCACUUUGGCUUCCAAGACGUCUGUGCAGGGACUGAAGCCCACCCCCACGGUGUCAGUCAAGGAGAAGAAGCCAUCCCAGACAGAGCCAUCCAAAGACACACAUUAAGAGUUCUCCAUGGAGGCAAUGCAGAGCAAAAGGCCCGCCCCCACCACAAGUCAAAACAAGAUGAGCCACGCCCACCAAUCCAAGUAAGCAUCCCAGAAGACAAGUCAGCACGAGGGCCAGCAGGAACAGCAGCACCAGACACAGCCACCCCAACAGGAGGAUGAGCACUGGUUCCAGCAGAAGUUCCAGUAGAUGACCCGGGAGUGACUGGCCUCCCGCAGCUUGUGCUGCAGCGUCGCCCUCGGCCCCAGUCUUCCUCCUGGGGGAGAAGAGCAGGUGCUUCUGGCAGGUGGUGUCUUAGGCUCCUCUGUGUGUGUGCAGCUCCCAGGUUCCCAUCAGGCAGGGACGUCUGUGCUAGGAGAGUGCAGGGCGGUGUUGGGACAGAGUCUGUGUCCUGCCCUUUGCUGAUGCUCACUUCCUGAGGUGUGGUUGGCAGAGGCUGUGACCUGGGCCCUGGUCCCUGGGCCCCCCGUGCUGUCUCUGAGCUGAAGGAGUCAGCCUGGUGAUUUCAGGGAGACACCUGCACUUCCUGCUGAAUUCACAAGCAUAAUAAACUCAGGUGCUGUUUCAAAAU
Oryctolagus cuniculus (rabbit) is the source of this 1503-nucleotide messenger RNA. The record is from RefSeq and is a predicted model, not a curated record. Lineage: Eukaryota; Metazoa; Chordata; Mammalia; Lagomorpha; Leporidae.